Molecule: messenger RNA, 6217 nt
Organism: Armigeres subalbatus
Lineage: Eukaryota; Metazoa; Arthropoda; Insecta; Diptera; Culicidae
Gene: Kr-h1
Product: Krueppel homolog 1
Exons: 5
Coding region: 1418-3538 (706 amino acids)
Biological process (GO): regulation of transcription by RNA polymerase II
Molecular function (GO): RNA polymerase II cis-regulatory region sequence-specific DNA binding; DNA-binding transcription factor activity
Source: RefSeq, a predicted model, not a curated record
CGGACUUUCGGCGUUUGGAGUUUUUGUAGUACGCCCGUCGGGUGAAAUAAGUGGUGAGGUGGACUAGGGUGUAAUGUUCACCAACCGUCGUCGUCGUUUCCCGCACCCGUCAAUCGUCGCAUCUUCAACAACGUUCUCAGGUUAGUUGGCUGCUGUUGGUUGUGUGAGAAAUGUUACGUCCGCUGAGGGUCCUCCACAACUGCGCCGCCCUUCCGUGACAUCGAGAUGCGACUCAGUCCCUUCGCCCUCGCACGGCGCGUUGGGGUUCCUGCCUAGUGCAUCCGAAUUGUAGCAGCCUAUCGUCCACACCGCUGAGAGAACGAACGGUGGUGUUAUGUGCGGGUUUGGCUGCGCGGAAAUUUAUCAUUUUCUGUGUAGUACACAGGCGGCCCCAGCAGUGUGUAUGUCGCUUAUAGUUUCGGUUCGUUCGAAGUCAGUCACAGCAGCAGCAUCCUCUAGUGAGAAGUACGUUUUUUUCGGUUUGGCAAAUUUGGAGUGCUGGAAGUUGCAAUUGCAAGUCCAGUACAGUGCAGCAGUGCAAGGUUAGAGGUCGAUCAGUGUGGAUCUAGUGGAGUUUUGAGUGAAAAGCGUUUUUUGUCUGGAGAAUAAAGUUCUGGAACAAAGAUCAGCUAAAGUAAUUUUGGAGCAUUUUGGGGACACGUUAUGGAUUUGUGUUGGGUGGCGAAGGAGCGUUACGCAGUGAUGCGUCUAAGCAAUCGUUGAAGUGAGUCACGGAAACAGAGAUUCAACGCCUCAGUGAGUGAGAGUGAGAGAGGGGUGUUUGAAGAAGAGGCCCGACGCGACGUGGCUAACACAACAAUCUAAAUUUUAUAAGAAAAGCCUAGGUCAAUAAUGUGUAUAGUGAUGUGUUUUGCUGAUACAUGAGAGUCGGUCGCUUAGUCGGUUGAUUUAUUUUUGUCCGGCUUGCCGUGUCGUCACAGUCGUCAUCAUAUCUCCGUCAAGUAAAAGAGAACUCGAAAAGAUUUGAGGUGAGACGAGGAAUUGGUAGGUUUCGGUUUUCGCUGAUAUUUUUGAAAAUAAUGCCCAUGAGAUAAGUAGCACGGAAGUGGGUAAACCGAUGCCGAAGAGUUAUUGAUAUUUUAAAAUAACUUUACCGCGACCUAAGCUACAGCAAUAAGCGGAUUUCAAUGGUCGUUGAAUAGGAACGUGUGUGAUUUUUUGUCUAGUCGACAAAUUAGUGGUCGUGAGUCGCUGACCAACGACGUGUGAUGAUUAAAUAGUGUGAAGGUGCAAGUACUGCCACAUUACUGUAACAACGGUUUGCAAUUUUUUUCAACUGUUCGAGGCGAACACUUGCAAAAUCACCGUUUCCUCCAUCAAUUGAUGUCAUUGAAUCGUUGAAGAAAUUCAUUCAACUAUCAUGAUUUGCUAAUCAACUGUACUUGAGCUGCGCAAAAUGGUUUACUACACGGGAUUACCGCUGCUGAUGCAGCAAGCAGAGAACAACACACUCACCCAGCUCUGCUUCAACUCCUCAAACGAUCAUUCCCAGUCGCAGUCCCAGCAGCAGCAGCACCAGCAACAACCUCUGGAUCAGCCACAACAUCAGCAGCAACAACAGCAUCAGAGGUUCCAGCAACAGAUCGUCAAUCUGAGCAGCAACCAAGGAGGCAAUGCGCAGUCACCACUGGGACAACAGCAUGCUACCGCCUCGUACACGAACUUCCACCACAGCAGCGGAGCGCUCGUACCAACAACCGUACCACAGGCGAGCCCUCCCCCAACAGGGACGGCGAAAUUCCGCUGCGAGCAGUGCAACAUCAACUUCGGCAGCAAAAGUGCCCACACCAGUCACAUGAAAUCUCACGCCAAACAGCAGCAACAUCAACAGCAACAGCAACAACAACAGCAGCAGCAACAGAUGGCUGUGGAAAGCAAAGGUGGCGUGAGUGGCAAGGGAAUGCUCAACGGACAGGCCACCCCGGCCGACCCGUACCAGUGUGAUGUGUGUAAGAAAACCUUCGCCGUUCCGGCCCGGCUGGUGCGCCACUAUCGGACGCACACCGGCGAGCGGCCGUUCGAGUGUGAGUUUUGCCAUAAGAUGUUUAGCGUUAAGGAGAACCUGCAGGUUCACCGGCGGAUUCACACCAAGGAACGACCGUACAAGUGCGACAUCUGCGAGCGGGCCUUCGAGCACAGUGGAAAGCUCCAUCGGCACAUGCGGAUCCAUACGGGUGAAAGGCCACAUAAGUGUAACGUUUGCGGAAAGACGUUCAUCCAGUCGGGUCAGCUAGUCAUUCACAUGCGGACUCAUACCGGUGAGAAACCAUACAAAUGUCCAGUAGAGGGCUGCGGAAAGGGGUUCACGUGCUCGAAACAGUUGAAGGUGCACUCGCGGACUCACACCGGUGAGAAACCGUACCACUGUGAUAUUUGCUUCCGGGACUUCGGUUACAAUCACGUGCUGAAGCUACACCGGGUGCAGCACUACGGAUCGAAGUGCUACAAAUGUACGAUAUGCGAUGAAACGUUCAAGAGCAAGAAGGAAAUGGAGGCCCAUAUCAAGGGUCACGCCAACGAAAUCCCAGAUGAGGAAGAGACUGAGACCAAACCCUUGGUGGAAGUGCCAUCGAGUAGCUCCAGCAGUAGGAGCAGUUUGGCAGAAUAUUUGUCUAGCGCAGGUAGUAUAGCUGCAGUGGACAGUUUGUCUCCGAUGGAAGAAGCCAUGGAACUCGAUACAAAUCUCCACACUCCAAAAGUUGAGUUCCAUGACCGGCAGAGCAACAGUAGCGCCAGCAGCAGCCAAGAAAGCAGUAGUUUUAGCAGAGCAAAUGAGAACAACAUUCAAUACUACUCGCAGUUUGAGCAGUCGGUGCUGCGAAGCUAUGGAGUCCAGUCUGGAGUAAACCCAGCAUUGCUAGCGGCGGCAUCUAUUGCAGCAGCGGCAACCGCCUCAUCGGUCGAGCAGAAUGAGGACAUCCAAAGCAAUAGAACACCAUCGCCUCCGCCUCUGGUAGUGUUCUCACAGCAGCAACAACAACAUCAACAAUUGAUGCCAUCGAAUGUGGUAGAUCGGUUAACGCCACCGUCCAUUCAGCAGCACCCCGCAUCCAUGGAUCUGAUGGUUCACCAUCUACCGGCUCAACAACGAUUCGAACAGGAGCAAUCGCCAGUUAACGCGGAUGCUUUCCUGUACAAACCGUUGGCAAUCAUGAAACAUCACGGCUACUUCGCACCAGCUUCACAAGUCACCGAAUUCAGGUCAUCCAGUGACAUCGUGCGGCAAGUGGAGGCAGCCAUUGCCGGAACGGAGAAUCUGCUGACGCCCCCACGGUCCUCGCCGGAGUCACCCGAACGGUCCUCGUCGCCCGAGUCCGAUUCAGUAUUAAUGGCCGAGCGGGACAACAACACGCUACCGCCCAGGAAGCGGAAGCUGUACUUCAAGAACGAACAGCCGCAAGAUCUCCAGCACCAUGCCGCGGUGUCCAUGGACAAUAGUUCGACGCCACCAUCGCCACCGUCUUCGGCGGCGGGCAUGAGGAUGAGUUCCGUCAUCCAGUACGCUAAGGCAUCCUAAGCGGGACAAGCGCGGUGAUAUUUUUCUUCAGGGCGGCCAUAUUCGAUGUAGAGUGCGUAUAGUUACAAGAUUAGCAAGCGGUUUACCGGAUAGAGGAAAGCAGACUUAUUAGUGGAUAGCUAAAUUAAUGAUAAUGUUUUUAGAAGGUAAUAUUUAUCUACAAGCGUAGAAUAUAGCGAGUCAGAUUUAAGGAAAAAUCAUGAAUACAAACACAUACACACAUACAUACACACUAAAUGCAAGAAGACUGUCUCAGGUUAAUCAGUCAUUACAUUUGAUAAGUAUAUCGCUUCUUCUGGAAUGUGGAUUGUUGACAGCUGGAGAGAGCCGUUGAACGUUGACACUGCAUAAGGCGUCUGAUCCGAAUUCAGCUUGAAUAAGUUUCCGCUGGAAACGAACGUGAUGGGUGUUUUUGGACAAAGAAAAAUAUUAAGACUGUUGAAUUGUCAAAAAUUUCUAGUAACCAAGAAAUAUUUUAAGGUGAAUAGGUAACGGCAAGGCAGAAUCUAUUAAAAGUGGAUCAAUAUCGGAGUAGUUGAUAUAUUUUACUGAGAAAUUACAACUUUUGGAUAGACAAUUGCGUUGAAAGUAACGAUGCAGCUGAGUAUAAUCGAAAUUUGAAGGCCAUUUGAAAAGACUAGCUUUUUUAUUAUAGCAUGAAACAAAACAUCAUUGGAGAAGGUGAAGAACGUAAGCAGAGCGGAAAACAUAGACUGGAAUCCCCCAAAAGUAAUCUUUAGCGAUAGAAAACCAAACAAACACUUUUUCGAAUUCGAAAAAUCAUUAGUAUUUAAGUGUCUUUUUCCUGACCCAAUAUAUAAACAAAUACUUUCAACAAUCCUAAAUAUUAUAGAAUAUAGGCAAAUAAUCAACAGCACAGCAUCAUAUUAGCAAAUAAUUGGUUAGUUUCAAUCGGAUGAAAUUCAGUACACCACUACAACCACUGCCAACUAUAACAAAAAAAAAACGAAAACUGCAACAACUUCUACACUCAAAACCGAUAAUAGAUGCAAAAAUUACAACAAUCAGGGAACUGGCAGCACUGUACAGCCACGCAGCCAAAUUUUUGAUAACCAAGCCACCCUUUUACAAGCGGAAAUAGUCUGCCAGGCAGUGCGGAAACUGACAAACAAUAACCGAAAAAAUAUACCUCAACUGCAGAAUAUUACUGAAUGUGUUGCCGAAUGUAAACUGAAUGGAAAAGAAAACCAUCCAAGCACUGUACAUAAGCACCUUCAAGAUAAACAAAAACAAUAAAUUCAACAGUCCCAGGAGGGAGAGAUGUUUGGUUCUGAUCUCUACUACGGUGAAACUGGUCAUGAAAGCACAGUUGCUCCAUACACAGCUCGAAGUUCAAGCGAAGAUGGGACAGUUUUGCAUUUAUGGGAAGUAAGCAAUGAGUGUGUAGCGAAAGUUUCCGGUUUGUUGCCAUCGGCACUUAGCAUAAAACAGAAUUCCAGUAAGCUGGUACAUGAGGAAACUUAAUUCUGGUUGCGCUGCUGGGGUCGGAACUGGAUGCACGCACACUCAUCAUUAGCCAGUUCAUUUAUGGUUAAUUUUAUCAUACGCAAACAUUAGAAUAUGCUUUAAGAUAUUGUGUAGUUUGUAUAUUGAAAUAGAAGCAACCACAUACAGAACAAUGCAUUUAACACACUAUUUUAAAAAUAGUUGGAUUAGAUUUAGACUCGAGCAGGCGUACACUGUGGUGAGCCGCGCGUCGAACUUACACACGGAAGAUAAAAACGUGAUUAUUUGUCUCUAAGUUUUGUCUGUUGGAGCAUCGAAAGGAGCUUUUGUUUUGUUUGGUGUUAAAUCAGCUUUCAAAUUUCCCCUGUUUGGAUUCCUUACUUCUGUUCCUUAUUUGAUUUCGUAUUCACAAUUUGUUCUUUCCUAUUUAUUAUUCACAAUUGCACUGCAUAGCAACCAGUGAAGAUCUUAGCAUGAAUAAAAAAACAAAAUGUCGUUGUUCAACAUUCUUAGCAAACAAAUAGCCAAAAUUUGUGGUUUCUGUUGAUCUGUUUUCGUUUACUCAAGUGCGUUUUUCUAAUCAUUAGUAGGCAAAAGGGAAUGAAAUAAAAUUCUGUUACAUUUUCAUCAAGUUGACUUAACUUUUAUAGACAUGAAAGCGAAACAUUAUAUAGGUCAGUGAAAUAUUGAACGUAAGGUGGCAACACCAAAACUGGUAGGCAAUACAUCUGAAACACUUUUACUAUGUAAAAUGUUUGGGAAACUCGAGAAAAGGGUAAUAUAAGGAAACAUGCAUUAUUGAAAAGCAAAAAGGAAAAAAACACUCCAUCAUUAAAACAAUCAUUUUAAUUGCUAUAUAUGUGCUAUAUUAUUGGUAAAUUAACGAAAAGGCAAUAAAUUGUAACGGAAUGAAAAUAAAAUUACAAAAAAAAAACUCACCACAAUCCGCUUAGUAGGUCUUUAUUUUCUGUUUUCAAUCGCCUCAGUGUAGUUUGAUGCAGUCAUAAGACCCUCUAAAAUAAUGCUAAGCAAACUAAAAUUAUUCAAAUUGAUGAGAGUGCAGAUACAAAGAGAAAUGUAAUAAAAGCUGGUUCGAUGGAAACAAGUUUCUUAUUUGUGACAUAGGACUAAACAUAAGUGGCGCGAGUGACCAUUAAAGUCUCGAUUGUAAGUAAAGGCGAAAAUAAACUGAACUAUUCUAUUGAAUCAUGA